AGGGAGAGAGAGAGAGAGAGAGAGAUGAGGGAUGCAGGAAGUGAUGAGUUUUCUGGUGAUGGGGAAAUACAGGAGCAGCAGAAGCAGAGGUGGUAUUCAUCAUCUGCAUCAAAGUUGGUGCUACCUCAACUGUGUUUAAAUCACGUGUCGUUUGUUUGCAAGUCGGUUAGCAAAUCAGUGAGGUUCUACGAGGAUGUCUUAGGUUUUGUGCUCAUCCAACGCCCUUCUUCCUUCAAGUUUGAGGGAGCUUGGCUGUUCAACCAUGGAGUGGGAAUUCAUCUGCUGGAGUCGGAUACCAUCAAUGCCGCGGAAAAGAAAUGCAGAAAGAUAAACCCAAAGGACAACCACAUCUCGUUCCAGUGCUCAGACAUGGCGGUGGUGGUGCAGAAACUGGAGGAGAUGAAGGUAGAGUACGUGACGGCGCAGGUAGAAGAAGGCGGAGUUACAGUUGAUCAGCUCUUCUUCCAUGACCCUGAUGGCUACAUGCUUGAAAUUUGCAACUGUCAUAAUCUUCCAGUCCUUCCCAUCUCCUCCUCAUGCCCUCUCAACCUAAUCACCAACACCAACCCAAACCAUGCAUCGUCGUCUUCGUCAUCAUCGUCGUCCUUCUACGGGAAGCGAAGUUCGGAGAAACCGUGUUCUGGAGAAGCAGCAACGCUAAUGAUGGAGAGUUUGGUGAUGGAUGUGAUGAACAUUUCCAUGUGAUCGAGAUUUUUGUUUCCGAAUUGAUGCAACUUUAUACGGCGGAUAUUGCGAAAUUGUUGAAUGUAGUGUGUGAAGAGGAUGGCUACCGACCUAAGCUUAAGUGAAAUAGGCCAGAAGAGUGUGAACCUUUUCUAGUACCUAAGUUCGAUAGUUUGAUGAAUUAUUGUCAGAUAUUGGCCAAUUGUACGAUGCGAUGAUUACGCUUUUACUAUAAAUAAAAGGGUGUGAUAUUCACAUA
Molecule: messenger RNA, 943 nt
Organism: Pyrus x bretschneideri (Chinese white pear)
Lineage: Eukaryota; Viridiplantae; Streptophyta; Magnoliopsida; Rosales; Rosaceae
Product: glyoxylase I 4
Exons: 4
Coding region: 25-705 (226 amino acids)
Source: RefSeq, a predicted model, not a curated record